Vanrija pseudolonga is the source of this 1338-nucleotide messenger RNA. It is a transcript of the gene eca39, whose product is annotated as Branched-chain-amino-acid aminotransferase, mitochondrial. NCBI's taxonomy places the organism in Eukaryota, Fungi, Basidiomycota, Tremellomycetes, Trichosporonales, Trichosporonaceae. Gene Ontology annotation, molecular function: branched-chain-amino-acid:2-oxoglutarate transaminase activity. The record is from RefSeq and is a predicted model, not a curated record. Gene Ontology annotation, cellular component: mitochondrion. Bases 92 to 1276 code for a protein of 394 amino acids. The transcript is spliced from 8 exons. Gene Ontology annotation, biological process: L-valine biosynthetic process; L-leucine biosynthetic process.
CACGACAACAUUGAACAAGGGCGUCAUUUAAGAAAGGUUACCUGGCUCUCUUUGACAUCUUCUGCAUCUCCCCGCAAAACACAGCUGCACAAUGACUGUCCAGGCUCCCCUCAAGGCCUCGUCCCUCUACUUCUCCCCCGUGGCUGCCGACCACCCUACCGACCCCCGCGGCUAUGGCCGGUACAUGCUCACUAUCCCCUGGAGCAGGACCAGCGGCUGGGGACAGCCCAAGAUCGGCCCCCGUCAGGACCUCUCGUUCGACCCCCUCGCCGGUGUCCUCCAGUACGCCGUCACCUGCUUCGAGGGCAUGAAGUGCUACAAGGACGAGCAGGGCAAGCUCCGCCUCUUCCGUCCCAACAAGAACUUUGACCGUCUCAAGCGCUCUGCUGCCCGCGUCGGCCUCCCGGACCAGUGGGAUAACGCCGAGCUCGUCGACCUCCUCUCCAAGCUCGUCGCUCUUGAGGCCCCCAUGGUCCCCGCCGGUGACGGUGACAACCUCUACAUCCGCCCCACCCUCCUCGAGACCUCGGAGUCGUUCGGUAUCAAGGAGGACGCCUUCGCUGCCGAGGCCCUCCUCUACGUCGUCACGUCGGUCAACCUCGGCAAGGGCCUCUACGCCUCGUCCGAGGGUACCGGUCUCCGCCUCGACGCGUGCAACAAGUAUAUUCGCGCCUGGCCCGGAGGAACUGGCAGCUACAAGCUCGGUGCCAACUAUGGCACCGUCUCGGUUGCCAAGCAGCCCGGCUUCGCCAUGUCCCUCUGGCUCCACAGCUACGGCAAGGAGGACUUCAUCUCCGAGGCCGGCGCCAUGAACGUCUGGAUCAUCAAGGAGGCCAAGGACGGCGUCACCGAGUUUGUCACUAUGUCGCUUGACAACGGCAUCGUCCUCCCCGGUGUCACUCGCGAGUCGAUCAUCACCCUCCUCAACGACCACGCCAGCGGCAAGCAGGCCUUCCCUCUCGAGGGCAUGCCCAAGAACAUCCGUGUUGUCGAGCGCGACAUUUCGAUGAACGAGAUUGUCGAGGGCACCAAGGACGGCUCGCUCAAGGGAAUGUUCGGCUGUGGAACUGGUGUCGUCGUGGUCCAGGUCGGCCUCGUUCGCUACCAGGACGUCGAGUACAACAUCCCCGCCAACCCCCUUAUCAAGCUCCUCCGUGACACCGUCACUGGCAUCCAGCGCGGACGCCUCGAGCGCGACGACUGGUCGUUCGUCGUCCCCGAGUGGGACGGGUCGGCCCACGAGCACGACGUUGACGGCCAGAAGGUCAUUGCGUAAAUGUGCACGAUUUGUAAUGAUAUAGAGAGUAGACACUGCCAUGCAUGGGUCUGAAAUGAAGU